CCCACCUUUCUCCCUUCGCUCUUUUUGUCCAAUUCUCUGAAAGUGAAAGAGAUACGACGUAAACUAUGUUGUCAAAAAUAAUGAAGCAGUUGGCACUGCCACUUGCCAUUCUAUCUCUCUUCCUCUCCUUCGCCAGCGCCCUCCCCACCGAUGCAUCCCUCGAACCCCGCCAAACAAAAUCCCUCCGCAUCCUCCCCCUCGGCGACUCCAUAACCUGGGGCUGGAUCAACGGCGGCGGCUCAAACGGCUACCGCGAGCGCCUCCUCAACAACCUGCGCUCGGGCGGCUACACCGUCGACUUCGUCGGCACCCAGAAAUCCGGCACCAUGGCCGACAAAGACAACCAGGGUUUCCCGGGCUACACCAUCAACCAGAUCCGCGGCGUCGCAGGAGGCGGCCUCAACCUCCGCCCCAACGUCGUCCUCAUCCAUGCUGGAACUAACGAUCUUAACCGUGGCAACCCGUCGUCGGAGCCUGAUGCGGACGCGCCGCGCAGGUUGGGAUUGUUGAUUGAUGAUGUGCUCAAGGUUGUGCCGAAUGCGGUUGUUGUUGUGGCCAAGAUUAUCCCGUCGAAGAGGUCCGGCUUGACGAAUACCAUUCGCACGUUUAACAACGCAUUGCCUGCGAUUGUGUCGGCGCGCGCGAGCAAGGGGUCCAAGGUCUCACUUGUGGAUAUGGGUGUGUUGAACCCUAGCAGUGAGUUGAGUGAUGAUUUGCACCCGAAUGUUGCUGGAUACAACCGCAUGGGAGAUAUCUGGAAUGCGGGUAUCAGGGCUGUGGCUGGAUCUAUUCCUGCUUAGGCGGAUGUUGGUCUUGGGGCUUUUGUACAUAGAUGGGAUGAUGAUGAUGAUGCUUGAAGGCAUGGUACAUAGAAUGAUACGGGUAGAUCACCGAAGAAUGAUCAAUGCAAUUUGACGUCCUGA
Messenger RNA from Bipolaris sorokiniana ND90Pr, 923 nucleotides. RefSeq names its product carbohydrate esterase family 3 protein. The coding region runs from base 81 to 800 and encodes 239 amino acids. Gene Ontology annotation, molecular function: phosphatidylcholine lysophospholipase A1 activity. The record is from RefSeq and is a predicted model, not a curated record. The transcript is spliced from 3 exons. Lineage: Eukaryota; Fungi; Ascomycota; Dothideomycetes; Pleosporales; Pleosporaceae.